This is a messenger RNA of Arachis ipaensis, 1503 nucleotides long. RefSeq lists its product as uncharacterized. The record is from RefSeq and is a predicted model, not a curated record. NCBI's taxonomy places the organism in Eukaryota, Viridiplantae, Streptophyta, Magnoliopsida, Fabales, Fabaceae.
AUGCAGGAUCUAGAGCACCGAUUGGCAGCUCGAGAGCAUCGCCAGCAAACACCCGAGUCGAGCGACUCCCGUUCUCCGCUGAGAAGCCGCUCCCGACGCGCGGCUAGCCAAAGGUCCGAAUCUGAAAGCCCCUGGGAGGAAGGACGCAUAAGGAGGCGCCACAACCCCCUCAUAUAUAUCAGGAACAGGAGGCAGCGUGCCACAAACCACGCCGCUGAUCGUGACCGGGAAGAUGGUCGUCGGGAAGAUGAAAGGAGAACACGGCGAGCAAGCGGACCUAUCAUAGUAGGCGCGACCCCUUUUCAUCGUUCCAUCCUCGAAGUCCGGCUGCCAAAGCACUUUGACAAACCUACGGACAUGAGGUAUGACAGAAUGCAAGACCCGCAAGAGCACCUCACGGCCUUCGAGGCCAGGAUGAACUUGGAAGGAGUGGGGGACGAGGUAAGGUGCCGCGCUUUCCCGAUCACCCUCGCUGGACCUGCGAUACGGUGGUUUAAUAACCUCCCGCAGGGCUCGAUGGCCAAGUUCUCGGAUAUAAGCCACGCCUUCUUAGCCCAAUUCACUACCAGGAUAGCCAAAGCAAAGCACCCAAUCAACUUGCCCGGAGAACCGACAAGAAAAUAUCUGGAUCGUUUUAACGACGAGUGCCUAGAGAUCGAUGGACUGACCGACUCAAAAGCACCUCACGACAAAGCCGGUGUGGACGAUGCAGGAGAUCCAAUCGUAGCCAGAGAAUACAUCAAUGACGAAGAAGUCAGCCAGGUAGUGGCUGCCAAUAAACGGCAACCCUCCUACAGUCAAAACCGGCACCACCAAAGCGGAAAAAGGCAGAAGGAACUCGCUAGAGACGGCGGUCCGAGUAAAAAUCCCAGGCCGUUCCCUCGCGUUGGGAAGUUCACCAACUACACUCCCCUCACCGCGCCGAUUGUGGAAGUUUACCAACAAAUAGCCGAGAAGGGGAUCCUGUCAAAGCCCCGACCACUGAAGGAGCGAACAGGGGGGAACCAGAGCCUCUACUGUGACUAUCACAAGGGCUACGGACACAAAACUCAGGACUGUUUCGACUUGAAGGACGCGCUAGAGCAGGAAAUUAGAGAUGGAAAGCUAGCUGAGUUCACCCACCACAUUAGGGAGCCGAGGAGACGGAACCGCGGCCACGAAAGCGAGGACGGAACACAGGCAGCAAAGUGGCGCCAAGAGCCGGAAGAGAACGAUCACGGCCUCACCAUAGUAAACGUGGUAACAGCAAGAAACGCGGCUCCCAGGUUGAAGUCGGCACAUAAGAAGGACGCCAAGGUCCUCGCGGUUUCCUCAUCCUCUGCGCGAAGCACCAAGAAACUCCCAUCCAUCUCAUUCGGCCUGGAGGACCAAUGGUUUGACGAGAUCGGGGAAAGCCCUCCCAUGGUCAUAACGGCCAGAGUAGGAACCGGUCUUGUCAAGCGAAUCCUUAUAGAUACGGGGCAGACUCGAACAUCAUGUUCCGCAAUGUGUUCGACGCUUUAG